Molecule: messenger RNA, 454 nt
Organism: Rotaria sp. Silwood1
Lineage: Eukaryota; Metazoa; Rotifera; Eurotatoria; Philodinida; Philodinidae
Source: the annotation of a GenBank genome assembly
AUGGCUGAUCAAACAUUAUUAGCAAAAGCUCGAAAAGCUCGAUUUGAUGAUUUACCAAAUUUUUCCGAACAUCCUCAGAAGGAUGUCGAACGAUUUUUAAAAAGUAUCAAGAAUAUAACGAAAACUAAUGAUGAAUCCGAUAAUCAUGAAAUUCUAGAUAUUGUUCGUGGUAAAUUAACCCAAUCAGCUGGGAUAUGGUUCGAUAAUAAUGAAAAUAAAUUCAACAAGUGGGCAGAUUUCGAAACUGCAUUUCGAAAUCGCUAUUUUUCAACAACAAUGAUGCAUAAAAAAUUUGAUACAUUAAAACAACGAAAACAAUUGUAUGACGAACCGCUUACCUCCCCUAGAGAAAGUACUGAGUUCAGGGUACCCAUGUACUGAGAAAGCUCUAGCAGGGUACCCAGUAGGGGUACUUUGAAAAUUCUCAGUAAUUUUACUGAUGUAUGUACUGUUU